AUGAAGCUUGUGAGGUUUCUUAUGAAACUGUCCCAUGAGACUGUAACCAUAGAACUGAAAAAUGGGACUCAAGUUCAUGGAAGCAUUGCUGGAGUCGAUGUGUCUAUGAACACGCACUUGAGGUCCGUAACAUUAACGCUGAAGAAUCGGGAUGCACUACACCUAGACACAUUAACUGUCCGUGGAAAUAAUAUACGGUAUUUCAUCCUGCCAGAAAGUCUUCCCUUGGACACGCUUCUCAUUGACGAAGGGCCACCGAAAAGAAAACCUGGACGUGAAGAGCGUCCUGCCACUCGUGGCCGUAGUCGAGGUCUUAUUCGUGGGCGUGGAGGUCCUCGGAGUCGUGGUCGUGGUCGCGGUCCACCAAUGCGCUUCUAA
This is a messenger RNA of Trichobilharzia regenti, 378 nucleotides long. NCBI's taxonomy places the organism in Eukaryota, Metazoa, Platyhelminthes, Trematoda, Strigeidida, Schistosomatidae. The record is from the annotation of a GenBank genome assembly.